Molecule: messenger RNA, 2483 nt
Organism: Fundulus heteroclitus (mummichog)
Lineage: Eukaryota; Metazoa; Chordata; Actinopteri; Cyprinodontiformes; Fundulidae
Gene: ttc27
Product: tetratricopeptide repeat domain 27
Molecular function (GO): protein binding
Source: RefSeq, a predicted model, not a curated record
GCCUUUCCCAGAAUGCAGCGCGCAUCUGUCAUGGCUGCUUACUGACUCUUCUUUCGGCACAUGGGUAGCGUCAGAUCCCGGCGUUGUGGCUUGCCUCCGUCAUCAGGGUGUCCUGAGCGUGGUCUGAUCUGCAGGCAGGAGAUCCAGCCGCUGCUCGGCUCAAACAAACAUGUGGCUGAGCGUAGAAAGCGCCUUACUCAGAGGCUUUGUGACAGCCAGCGAGGCUACGCAAUGGAAACAGAACAUCGGUACUGAUGCAGAAACAGGGUCUCUGCUACAGUCCCUGUUGGAAGGGGAUUUUGAGGCAGUUCUGCUGAGCCCUCAGGUGAAAGAUGUACUUACUGGAGAUGACAGCUGCCUAGAAGAGAAGGACAUUGAGGCCUACCUAGAGAGAAGACUGCUGCAGUAUCUGACUGGUGACAAUGAUGAUCAGCAACCUAACCGGGAGCUCACAGUAAUGGCCAUCGCUGUCUCAUGCCUGCAUCUGUUUGCCCAGAGUAACUGGACUGGCCCUCCGGUCUCCUUCAACAUGUGUGACUUGCUGCGUUCGGCUCUGCUGUCCUCUCAGAAUUCCCAGUUGUUGAUGGAUGCUAUCCACUCUAGCUUGCUCCUCGAUGGCGAGUCGGUGUACAGCCUGGUAGUCAACCCCUUCCUCCUUCUACUAGCCAGGGUCAUUCUCACUAAGUGCUCUGCCAAAAUGGAAAGCCUUCAGCUCCUGCCCUGGUGGAUCCUACGCUACGUCAAUCUGCACCAGCAAAUAUUGGAGGCUCGGUCUCCGGAGCUCCUCAGCUUGGCCCAGUGCAGCAUGGACAAAGUGGUUAAAUGCCAGUCAGUGUUGUCCAGCCAGAGGAGCCUGGCUAUCCAGUUCCACCUGGAGUGUGCCUACAUUAGCCUGACCUACUAUGAGUACCAGGGAGCCAAAGAGCACAUUAACAGGGCCAAGGAGCUUUCUGGGCUCCACAUCAACAUGACAGGUGCUCUCGGGAAACGGACCCGCUACCAGGAAAAGUUUUUGGCUCAACUUAUCCUUGAGGUGAAAAGACAGGAGAAUGAGGCUGAUGAGGGGGUUGGUGAGACCAGUCCCACUCCUACACCAAAGGCCAGUCUACCCAAAGAUUAUGAUCUGGACGAUGACACGGUGUUGGAUAAGAUCAGUUUAGCUGAACCAGAUCAGUACCAGCUGCCUGACCUUAGUGCCGAAGAGCAGGCCCUUAUCCUGGGCAUCUGCACGGACUUUCAGAAGAACAAUCCUGUGCACAAACUUACAGAAGAAGAACUGCUGGCCUUCACUUCUUGUAUUCUGUCUCAGCCGAAGUUCUGGUCUGUGGAGGUCACAGCACUUUGCUUCAGGACCAAACUGGAAAAGGGAAAAUCUCGGUGUGUUGAGAGAGCCAUGAUGCAAACCCAGGCGAUAGUCGAUCAUUUUGAAGACAAGAGCUGUCCUGUGAGUGAGCGCCUGAAAGUCUUCUACUGCUGCCAAGUACCACCCAAAUGGGCUGUCCAGAAACUUCUGGCCAGCCUGCUCAUAGACCUGGGCUGCAUCAGUUCAGCUCUGCUCAUUUAUGAAAAGCUGGAGCUCUGGGAGGAUGCAGUUAUCUGUUACGAGAAGCUUGGCCAGCAUGGAAAGGCUGAGGAGAUUGUGCGCAGAGAGCUGGAGAAGAAGCAGACCCCGAGCCUGUACUGUUUAUUGGGAGACAUCCUGAAUGACCAUCAGUACUAUGACCAGGCGUGGGAGCUGUCGGGCCGAAGAAGUGCCAGAGCUAUGCGCUCCAAAGCUCUGCUGCACCUCCGAAGCAAGGAGUUCCAGCAGUGUGUGCAUUGCUUUGAGCAGUCGCUAAAAAUCAACUCCAUGCAGCUUGGUGUGUGGUUUUCCCUUGGAUGUGCCUACUUCGCUCUGGAAGGCUAUGAGGGAGCUGCUCGAGCUUUCCAGAGGUGUGUGGGACUCGAGCCGGAUAAUGCAGAAGCUUGGAACAACCUUUCUACAGCUUACAUUCGCCUCCAGAUGAAAACCAAAGCCUUUCGAACCCUGCAGGAGGCCCUGAAGUGUAACUACGAACACUGGCAGAUCUGGGAGAACUUCCUUGUUGUCAGCACUGACAUCGGCGAUUUUGCUGAAGCCAUCAAGGCAUACAACCGUCUCAUGGAUCUGAGGGAGAACUUCAAAGAUGUUCAGAUUUUACAGAUCCUGGUCAGGGCAGUUGUUGAGAAUCUGACCGACAGCCAGGGGGCGCAGGCAGGAUCAUUGAUGCCCAAACUGAAGGAGCUUCUUGGCCGUGUCAGUGCACGCCACAGCAGCGACGCUGAAAUAUGGUGGCAAUAUGCCCUGCUGUACGGGGGAGGUCGCAGCUCAAACCCAGAUGACAAUGAGAAGGCACUGCAGUUCCUGUCCAAAGCUCAUCGCUGUGAGAUUCAUGCAAGCAGCUGGGAGAAGGACCCUGCUCUUUUCAAGGAGGUGAUCAGAAGAGCCAUCAACAUGGGAGAGG